Molecule: messenger RNA, 465 nt
Organism: Drosophila kikkawai
Lineage: Eukaryota; Metazoa; Arthropoda; Insecta; Diptera; Drosophilidae
Source: RefSeq, a predicted model, not a curated record
AUGAACCAAUUAGAUCAAACAACUUACACCACUCGCACAUACACAGAUAUACCUUUACUGGGUGCAACAAUACAACAACAACAACAACAACAAGAUGUGCAAGAAGAAGGGGAAGAACAACAAAAAAGAAUUCUUUACGAUCGUCGCUCCGGUGCACGGUCAUCAAGUCAGCUCGUUCAACAUUCAACAGGCAUCGAUGAUAAUAUUCAUUCAUUUGAUCAAACCGCCGAAGACGAAGGAGGCGACGGAGCCGGAGACGAAGACGAAGAUGCAGACGACGAUGGGAGAGACGACUUUCAUUAUGGGGCCCCCUCCAAGCCCGUACUCCAUCCUCCAGAGCCCAGCUCCCUGCUCCCUGCAUCAUCCGCAUGCACGUCCACCUCCUCCUCGUGGGCGACCGCCCAGUCCAAGACCAAAAUUCAAGCACAGCAAGAAGGCUCGUACGAAAACAUAUUGCCAAAGUAG